Messenger RNA from Phacochoerus africanus (Common warthog), 368 nucleotides. RefSeq names its product ribosomal protein L38 (gene RPL38). Bases 109 to 321 code for a protein of 70 amino acids. The transcript has 5 exons. Gene Ontology annotation, biological process: protein-RNA complex assembly; translation. Gene Ontology annotation, molecular function: structural constituent of ribosome. Lineage: Eukaryota; Metazoa; Chordata; Mammalia; Artiodactyla; Suidae. Gene Ontology annotation, cellular component: ribosome; cytosolic large ribosomal subunit. The record is from RefSeq and is a predicted model, not a curated record.
CCUCUGGGGGAGGGGGUUAACUGCCCGGAAGCGGAAGUCUCUUCCUUUUCCGUUCUGCUUGCUUUUUGCCGGUCGCGGUUCCAGCCUCGCUCUCCGCGCCUCGUCGCCAUGCCUCGCAAAAUUGAGGAAAUCAAGGAUUUUCUGCUGACGGCCAGACGAAAGGACGCCAAAUCUGUCAAGAUCAAGAAAAAUAAGGAUAAUGUGAAGUUCAAAGUUCGAUGCAGCAGAUACCUGUACACCUUGGUCAUCACAGACAAAGAGAAGGCAGAGAAGCUGAAGCAGUCCCUGCCCCCAGGUCUGGCCGUGAAGGAGCUGAAGUGAACCACGCAUGCUGAUUGGAACUGUAUUAAAAUUUUUAAAAUUCUCAA